AUGAACAUUCACCAUAAAAUCAGGUUUAUUCAGUUCGGACAAUGCUUUGUUGCGAUUGAUCCAACUUGCUUUGCGCCGGGUUUUCAUGGACGUCUUCAAGAAUUAAUUAAUGAAAUGCGUGAUCUCAAACAAUUGAAUGAUGAGCAACCAGUGUUGAUCGCUGGUGAUCCAGAACGUGCUCAUAUGAGUAUGUGUGAUGAAGUUGGAGGAAUCGUCUAUAAGAAAACACAAUUGCUUCAUAUCGUAAGCAUUUUAUAUUGUUUCUAG
Anisakis simplex (herring worm) is the source of this 267-nucleotide messenger RNA. The record is from the annotation of a GenBank genome assembly. NCBI's taxonomy places the organism in Eukaryota, Metazoa, Nematoda, Chromadorea, Rhabditida, Anisakidae.